Molecule: messenger RNA, 1615 nt
Organism: Patiria miniata (bat star)
Lineage: Eukaryota; Metazoa; Echinodermata; Asteroidea; Valvatida; Asterinidae
Exons: 6
Coding region: 360-1172 (270 amino acids)
Biological process (GO): DNA integration
Source: RefSeq, a predicted model, not a curated record
AGUUUAGUUGGCCGCGAGAGGGCGCUAGGCAAAAAGCAUGAUCGCAAUGGCUGCUCACAUGUGAAACGACACAAACACGAAGUUACAAAAGUUAUAAAAUAAUGCUGGAGUAAGGAACCAGUCGGGGAAAAUGCUGAAUCCCUGAAAAGGCAGGUCAACCGUGCCAGGUCAACCCUAAUUACUGCCAAUGAAGCGGAUGAAUUCAUCACACAUCUUGAUGAGUUUCUUGAAGAAACCCGUAAUCUUCUCCGCAAUCCUCCAGCACCCUGUUCAUAUGCAGCACCUAAAGUGCUGACAGGUACGUCAUCAUCAAAGAGCAGUUAAGCUUCUUAACCCAAAUUGGACUUCCAGCAACAACCAUGGCGGAAGCAUUGGGUGUGUCAGAAAGUACCAUCAGAAGACGACUUAGUGAGUUUGAAAUAAAACUUGGCAGCUAUUGUGACCUGAGUGAUGAUGCCCUGGAUAUGACUCUUAGAGAGGUGAUUGGGCAUAACAAGAAUGUUGGCUCCGAGGGGGCCAGAGACAGGCUAAAGUCAAGAGGGAUUAAAGUGCAGAGGCAGAGGGUCCGAGAUGCCAUGGAGAGGGUUGACCCAGCUGGAGUUGCACUUCGAGCCCUUCACCCGAGGCUUGAGAGAAGUGUAUAUAAUGUUGCUGGGCCAAACUCACUAUGGCAUAUUGAUGGGAACCACAAACUUAUCAGAUAUCGCAUAAUUAUUCAUGGAUGCAUUGAUGGCAGCUCCAGACUGUUAGUAUUUCUCAAAGCCUCUUCAAACAACCUUGCUGCCACUGUUCUUGAGAAUUUUGUAAAGGCUGCAGGAGAAUAUGGCAUGCCAUCGCGUGUGAGGAUGGAUCAGGGAGUGGAAAAUGGAGAUGUCUCCCUCAUCAUGGAGUUGAUGCGUGGAUUUGGAAGGGGAAGUGCCAUCCGUGGAAGAAGUUGCCAUAACCAGCGGAUUGAGAGAGCCUGGGUCGAUGUUUGGAAUGGGGUGACCAAUGUGUAUCACACACUCUUUGCCUUCCUUGAAUCAAGGCAACUUCUUGGUGCGUACAGUAUCACUUAUCAGUUGAGACCAGACCAUGUCAAAUUUGGACAGAGUUGCUGUAAUAACUUGAUCAAUAACUUCACCACUCAAGUCCCACAUGAGUCACAUGAUGGCUUAUUAAACUCAGCUUGACUCCAGUCCCUCAUCAAAAGACUCUGUCCAAGCAAAGAUGAAAUUAACAUCAAACCUUUACGCUGCAAAAUUUGUGUUGAAACAGUACAGCACAGCAGCAUUUGAAUUAUCCGAAAUGAUUUUCUAUAGUGCAGUUUGAAUUUGAUGGCCUAUGCUUCUUAGAAUUAGGUGAAACCGCUGAUUUGAUCUAUUGUCUUUGUAUAGUGUUUAAAUAUUUGUGACUCAAUUAAGAGUCAACCUUCUUGAUCUAACAACUCCACUCAACUCACUUUCUUAAACAACUCAACGUGGCUUGUAACAAAACUCAGUGACUCGUUACAACGCCGAGUCUCAAGUUUAUCAUAUUGUUAUGAAUCUUGAACAACAUGUUGUUCAGGUGAAUCCAUCUAACACAUUCAGUUAAGUCUCCUUGCAGAGCAUGAAGUAAAUUCAUCUCUAAAUGA